AUGGAAAUCACUUUGAAAACUCAAUCCAAUACCAACUCACACAACCGACGAUUAUUAACACAAGUAACUGAAUUAAUUAUUAAAAGUGAAGAAUUAGCAAAAUCAGAAACUGACUGGAAACUCUUAUCGCAAUUUGGAGAUUCAUUGAAUGCUAAAAUCAGUACAUUGGUGCAUCAGUUAUCUUUGAAUGAGAUUGAAACAAAAAACCUCAAAGAAAAAUUAAAUUUAUCUGAAAUUGAAGUGGAAAGCGAUGAAGAUCGAAAUGAAGAUCAAAAUGAUUUAGAUAAAUAUUUAUUAAAAUCAAGAUUAAAUGAAGAAGAAAAAGACUUUGAAAGGAUGGUCAAGGUCCUUUUGAGAACUUCAUCUAAUGUGACUUUACACAAACAACGAUUAUUAACACAAGUAACUGAAUUAAAUAUCAAAGAUAAAGAAUGGGCAAGAAGAGGGACUGAAUUAAAAUCUUUAUUGGAUACUGAAAGAAGAGAAAAAGCUAGAAUGAAAACAUCUUUUGAGAUUGAUAAAUCAGAAUAUCAGAUCAAAUUAAAUUCAUUGGAAUUUGAAAUCAGUAAAUUAAGAAAGCAAUUGCCUUUAGAUGAAAAAAUGGAAGAAAAAUCCAAUUUGUAUGAAACUGAAGUAGAAAAAUUGAAGAUCGAUUUAAUGAAUUCAGAAAAUCAAAAUCAAAAUUUGAUAGAAGAAUUGGGUAUUUCAAUGGUGAAUUUUGAAAAACUUGUAACUGAGAACCAAUCACUUUCUCAUACUCAUCAAAAUUUAAAUAAAAAAUAUCAAUCAACUUUAACAAAAUUAAAUAAAUCAUCUUCAAAAAUUUCAGGUGAAAGCGUAAAGAGAUCUAAAAAGGUCAAAGUGCUUAUGAAACCACUUAAUAGGUCUAAAAAACCUACAUCCACUCAAAUUCAAUCAAAGACAAAUCAAAGUGACAAAGUUGGACUAGAUUCAGAUCUUGAAGAAGAACAAACAGGCAUUGAUUUAAAUCGAAUGAUCCCCAAUGAUGGAUGGAUUUUGAUUAGUGGAUGUAUUACUAAACCAAAUCAACCACCUUUGGUUGAUACUCAUAAUCCAUAUUCUGAACCUAAUCCGACCACUUCAUCUGGAUCAUCUCGCACAAUCAACUUGCAUUUUACAAAACAAAAAGAUAAUCAAACUAAACCGACAGGAAAAAGAAAAGUCAAUACUAUAGAUAUAACUUCAGAUGAUGAUGAAGAUAAUGUAGGACUUGAUAAAAGGAACAGAGAAGAUGAAGAUUAUAAAGAAGCACAUGUGAAGAAGUCAAGGGGUAGACCAAAGAAACAGAAGAUAAAUGAAGAACAAGAUGAGGUUAGGAAAGAGAAUUUUAUAUCUAAAAAUAUUGUUCCUAGACCUAGAAACAAAGGAAAGAAGAUAGUGGGCAAAGCAGGAAUUGGAGCAGAAGUAGUAGCGGUAGAUGGUGGUGGUAAACACGCAAAAGAAGGCAAAGAUAAUAGUGGGGUUGUGAAUGAUAUAGAUAAGGUAAGAUCUUUAAUAUUGAGAAUAAAAGUGGCAGUCAAUGUACAUAGCUGUGAUCACUCAUCACUUGGAGAGCAAUCAAUACCACCUAUGCCUCAAGCAAGACCAAAUGAGGCCCAAGAGGGUCAUAAUCCUCAUCAACACCAAUUGUUUGAAUAUCACAGAAACCAAUUGGCUGAAUCACUCUUGAAUUUUGAUUCAAGCAUCUCUGAUACAAAUGAUCUGGAUUUAACAUUCUCACUCAGUCUUGCAAGAGGAUCAAAAUUCAUGUCACUUCCCAUCAAGACUCAAUUUCAAAUCAAUCAGAUUUAA
Messenger RNA from Melampsora larici-populina 98AG31, 1812 nucleotides. RefSeq lists its product as uncharacterized. Bases 1 to 1812 code for a protein of 603 amino acids. NCBI's taxonomy places the organism in Eukaryota, Fungi, Basidiomycota, Pucciniomycetes, Pucciniales, Melampsoraceae. The transcript is spliced from 8 exons. The record is from RefSeq and is a predicted model, not a curated record.